AUGGAGACACCGAUUGGUGCUAAUGGUGUGGAUACGGCUAGUGGUGGCGUUGACGAGGAUAUGGACGACUUGGCGGCGGAUCAGUUGGUGAAGAAGUUGAUUGAGAGGAAGGACUCGCAAUGCGAUCAACUCAUGUCUGAAUGCAGCGAUAGAGCCAAACAGAUCCGCGAUAAGAUCAAUGAGAUGCUGGACACGAGACACGCGAUGGUGGCUAACGCUGAGGAUGGUGUCGAUGGUAAUCGGGACAACACUUCGCGCAUUGAUACCAAUAGUAUAUUGAAGUUACAGAAGGAGUUGGAGCUCGAGAUCUCUGGUCUGAAUAAGACGUCCAAAGUUUGUGCCAAUGAAGACAAUGCCACGAAUUGUCUCGUUUUGUCCAAUAAUAAGAGUAUUAAUAUACCUAAUGAUAAGAGUAUUAAAUCUGAUGAUAGUAUGGAUGGGAAUGUGGGUCAAAGUGUUGAUACAAAUGAUGUCCCGGCAGCUGAUAUCAAAUCUUCACCGCCGCCCACAACUUGUACGGCAAAUGAGAGCAAAGCAAACAUAAAGUCUUCAGAAAAGUCCUCCAAUGUGGCCAAAAGUGAGGCCAAUGUCAACAACAAGAGUAACGCAAACACUGCUAGUCGUAAACCCGUGAAGAAUGCCACCAAAAGUCGUAUAACUCCGGAACAGUUGACCAAAAAGUUGUCGACAUUCAGCACAGAUGCCGAACGGAUCUCGUAUUUGAGCCAAAAUCUGGUCGAAGUGUGCGAAGAGAACCGCUCUCUUUGUCAACAGUCGAAGCAAAACGAGAAGACAACGAAUCAGUUGACGCGAGAGAGGGAUCAGAUUCAGAGCGAACAGAACCGCUUAGUUCUGGCCAAAGCGCGGCUCGAGAGCCUGUGUCGCGAACUUCAGCGACAGAAUCGGCUCAUCAAAGACGAGAGCCUUCUGAAGAUCAAAGAGGAGGAGGAGAAGCGGAGGGAUAUCGCCAACAAAUUCCAGUCGACCCUCAAUGAGAUCAUGUCUUUGAUUGGCGACAACCAGAAGCGGAACACUCAGCUGAAGGAGGAGAACGCAGACUUGGCUCAUAAACUGAAGACAUUGAUGGGUCACUACGAGACCUGGGAGACACACACCCAGAAGAUCAUCAAACAAAAGGAUUUGGAGACACAGCUCAUGAAAGCGAAGUUCACGAAAACGGAUCUAAUUCUGAAUCAAGAGAAGCAGAUAUUCAUCAAAGAGAAGCAACAGUUGAUCCAAAUGAUCACCGAUUUGCAGAAGAGGUGCGCAGAUAUGUCUCAAAGCGAAGUCAAACUGCGGACAGAACUCGGAGUUUAUACCAAUAAAUACGAAGAGUUUCAGUCAGUGUUGUCCAAAAGUAAUGAAAUGUUUUCUGGGUUUAAGAAAGAUAUGGAAAGAAUGUCCAAACAGAUCAAGAAAUUGGAAAAAGAGACCAUACUCUGGAAGAAUAGAUGGGAGACUAGCAAUACGGCACUACUUAAGCUGUCCGACGAGAAAGAAAAGCGAGACACCGAGCACUUGAAGGCCUUACAAAAGAUCAUCACUUUGGAGAAGUUGUGUCGAGCCAUGCAGGAGGAGAGGGCUAUUCUCCACGAACGACUCCUGCAGGCGGACAACGAGCUCGACGACAACAGCGAACCCGAUGGCCAGACAUCUAACACUGAGAUCGCAUUACAGCCGCAGACAGAAACAGAUGACACUAAACCUCAAGUCAACGAAACCGCCGAAUAAUGAGUAGAGAAUCUCAAGAACUAAACGACUAAUUGUUUGCUUAGAUUUCGACUUUUAUUGUCAACCAUUCGCUCAAACCUUAGUUCUUGGACUAGACGUGCUUUACCCGUGAUUCGGGCCAUACAUAGCCUACAAAUUCACAUAACGCUUAGCCAAUGAUACCUAAAUCGAGUCCAUUGUCGAGUGCCUUAACCUUAACAUCGGAUCUAACUUUGAUUACCACUUAAUUUAAGUUCAAAUAAAAACCAAACACUUAUUUCCAAAAAACAAA
Molecule: messenger RNA, 2002 nt
Organism: Oppiella nova
Lineage: Eukaryota; Metazoa; Arthropoda; Arachnida; Sarcoptiformes; Oppiidae
Source: the annotation of a GenBank genome assembly